AUGGGACCAAUGCAGGAGACAAUAUAUGACUUUUGGAGAAUGGUAUGGCAUGAAAACACAGCCAGCGUAAUCAUGGUCACUAAUCUUGUAGAAGUGGGAAGGGUCAAAUGCUGCAAAUACUGGCCAGAUGACACAGAGAUAUAUAAAGACAUUAAAGUUACCCUAAUAGAGACAGAGCUCCUGGCUGAAUAUGUGAUUCGAACAUUUGCAGUAGAAAAGAGAGGUGCUCAUGAGAUUCGAGAAAUUCGGCAGUUUCACUUCACUGGCUGGCCAGACCACGGUGUACCAUACCAUGCAACAGGCCUGCUGGGAUUUGUACGGCAAGUCAAAUCUAAGAGUCCACCAAACGCUGGCCCUCUGGUUGUUCACUGCAGUGCUGGUGCUGGCAGAACCGGGUGCUUCAUUGUUAUUGACAUCAUGCUAGAUAUGGCAGAAAGAGAAGGCGUUGUAGACAUAUACAAUUGUGUGAGAGAGCUUCGGUCUCGGAGAGUUAACAUGGUGCAGACUGAGGAACAGUAUGUUUUCAUUCAUGAUGCUAUCCUGGAAGCCUGUCUUUGUGGGGACACAUCUAUUCCAGCUUCUCAAGUUAGGUCUGUUUACUAUGAAAUGAAUAAACUGGAUCCUCAGACUAACUCCAGCCAGAUCAAAGAGGAAUUUAGGACUUUAAAUAUGGUGACUCCAACACUGCGUGUAGAAGACUGCAGCAUAGCACUUUUACCACGAAAUCAUGAAAAGAAUCGCUGUAUGGAUGUUCUGCCUCCAGACAGAUGCCUGCCUUUCCUCAUAACGAUAGAUGGGGAGAGCAGUAACUACAUUAAUGCUGCACUGAUGGAUAGCUACAAGCAACCAUCAGCUUUUAUAGUUACACAGCAUCCCUUACCAAAUACUGUCAAAGAUUUCUGGAGACUGGUCCUAGAUUAUCACUGCACUUCAAUAGUUAUGCUGAACGAUGUCGAUCCAGCACAGCUGUGUCCUCAGUACUGGCCAGAAAAUGGAGUACACCGACACGGUCCCAUUCAGGUGGAGUUUGUAUCAGCUGAUUUAGAAGAAGACAUAAUCAGCCGGAUAUUCCGAAUUUAUAAUGCAGCCAGACCCCAAGAUGGCUAUCGGAUGGUGCAGCAGUUCCAGUUCCUAGGAUGGCCUAUGUACAGAGACACUCCUGUUUCUAAACGCUCCUUCUUGAAGCUCAUCCGCCAAGUGGAGAAGUGGCAGGAAGAAUACAAUGGGGGAGAGGGACGCACGGUUGUACAUUGUUUGAAUGGAGGUGGCCGGAGUGGGACAUUUUGUGCAAUCAGUAUUGUUUGUGAAAUGCUUCGACAUCAGAGGGCUGUGGAUGUAUUCCAUGCUGUGAAGACACUGAGGAAUAAUAAGCCUAACAUGGUGGACCUUCUGGAUCAAUACAAAUUCUGCUAUGAAGUGGCUUUGGAAUACUUGAAUUCUGGCUGAUUGCAUAAACAGCACAGAGAAAGUUCCUCCUUUCACCAUCACAAACAAAGCAAGUCACUUCAUGAUAUCUGUGUAAAUGAGAUGAAGACUUCUCAGUGUUACGCUUAUACUGCUUUGUAUAAUUGACUCUUUUUAAGAGCCCAAAAAGAUGUUUAUAAAACUGCUUGCACUGCCCUUUUUCCACUAUAAUGCCGCAGCUUGACAUCAGUAUGAACGUGCACCAAACCAAACCAUGUGGCAGUUGUUGAACACUGUAUUCAUACAUAGCCAUUGAUGCGGUGAAGCAGCAUAGUCCUCUGGUAAAUAAGAGAGCACAAUUAUAUUCUUAUGAAGGAAUUUGUACUUUUCUGUUAUAUUUUGUUGCCUGUGAUUCUCAGUUAUUGUCACAGACUAGUGUACAUUUCUGUUCUGUGAAGAAUGCUGUCUGGCAUUUUGAUAAUAUAUGAUUUUGGUUAUAUUUGUAUUCUAACAUGUGCAUAAUAAAUAAAUCAUAAUGUAGCUUAUCUGAACUAAUGGAAAGACAUGUACCAAAUCAUGUUAACUUUGUUGAGUUGUAAUUUCUAUCCACUUUGUACCAUUUCAGAGAGAGAACCUUGACAGAAAUACAGUUAGAAAAUGCAAAAUACAGGAUGCUCAGAUUAAUAUAUCCAAAGCUUUUUCAUUUGUUUAUAUUGUAAAUAUUUUUUGAUUUCAUCAAAUUAUUUAUUCAUUAAAAUGAAUUUUUUUGUGAAGCACAGUGAGUGACAAUCAUUUUUAUUAAGCCCUGGAAAUGCUUACUGUAUGAUAGUGUAAACAUUUGUUUACCUUGUAUGGAUUCUCAGCUCAAUAAAUAAUUACAUACAUGAUAA
Messenger RNA from Antrostomus carolinensis (chuck-will's-widow), 2294 nucleotides. RefSeq names its product receptor-type tyrosine-protein phosphatase mu. Bases 1 to 1446 code for a protein of 481 amino acids. The transcript has 12 exons. The record is from RefSeq and is a predicted model, not a curated record. Gene Ontology annotation, molecular function: protein tyrosine phosphatase activity. Gene Ontology annotation, biological process: protein dephosphorylation. NCBI's taxonomy places the organism in Eukaryota, Metazoa, Chordata, Aves, Caprimulgiformes, Caprimulgidae.